This is a messenger RNA of Ipomoea triloba (trilobed morning glory), 3622 nucleotides long. Its product is annotated as disease resistance protein At4g27190-like. The record is from RefSeq and is a predicted model, not a curated record. The transcript has 3 exons. Gene Ontology annotation, molecular function: ADP binding; ATP hydrolysis activity. Lineage: Eukaryota; Viridiplantae; Streptophyta; Magnoliopsida; Solanales; Convolvulaceae. The coding region runs from base 32 to 2986 and encodes 984 amino acids.
CUUGAAUUUCUUUUGUAUUCGGUAAUUUGACAUGGAAGUGGUGGGGGCAGUUGUUGGUUCAGCUCUAACCGAGCCUUUUAGAUUUCUAUUCAGAUCCAUCUAUGUUAGGAUUAAGAAUGUUUUGAAGAUCCAUUCAAAUUACAAGGAUUUUGAGAAAAACAUGGAAGCUCUAUUGGAACUCAAGCAGCUCCUAGAUGAUGAUGAGCUGCAGCAACACUUACCAAGAACUCAAGUGCGAGAUUGGUUGAAGAGGGUUGAAAAAUUGCAGAAUGAGUUUGAUUCUGUGCGGUCAACUAUUACACGGAAUGGCAAUACUAAUGGUGCCUCUGGUUGCAUGUGUUCACUGGAUUGCCAAUUGAGCAAAAAUAUAGCGAAAGGGCGGGUGAAAGUUAAAAAACUGAUUGGAGAUGGCAGAGCCUUUGAGAACAACAUAGUGGGGGUUAAUCCUGUGCCUAAAACAGUCGAGUAUAUUCCCCAAGCAACAUUAUUCGAAGGUCAAGCAACAGCAAAAAGAAAUUUGGAGAAGCUGAAGGGUUUGCUGAUGAGAAAUGAAAAGGCUAAGAUGAUUGGGGUAUGUGGCAUGGGAGGUGUGGGUAAAACUACUUUGGUCAAGAAUGUGAACAAUGAGCUCAGUAAGGACCCAACAAAUCAGGAUUUCGACAUUGUAAUAUGGGUUGUUGUGUCUCAAAAUGCAACUGUAGAAAUCAUCCAAUCAAAAAUUGCUAAGCGUUUGCAUUUGGCAAUGAAUAAAGAAGAGAGUGAAGAGAGGGCAGCCAGUCGUUUGUACAACAAACUUAAGGGAAAAAGAUUUCUCUUAAUUCUUGAUGAUAUAUGGGAAGGAGUUGAUCUGAAUGCUGUAGGUAUUCCUCCACUUGAAGACGAUAUUGGUAGCAAGGUCAUACUAACCACUCGAAAUUUUCAUGUAUGCCAAGAAAUGUCUACUGAUAUUGAGUUCGAAAUAGGUGGUUUGAGUGAUGAAGAAGCUUGGGAGUUAUUUUCUCAGAGAGUGGGGGAAGAAGUGAUCAAUGAUGACCAAAUUAAGCCGUUGGCAAAGGCCAUUGUUGAGGAAUGCAAUGGAUUGCCCCUAGCACUAAUCACAGUAGGGGCAUCAUUGAGGAAAAAGACAGAGGUUGCACUGUGGAAAGGUGCAUUAGACGCCUUGCAGAAAUCAGAGCCUACUCAUAUUCAAGGUGUUGAAGAAAAGGUGUAUAAACCCCUCAAGUGGAGCUAUGAUUCUUUAAAAGGUGAGCAGUUGAAAUCUUGCUUUUUGUUUUGCUGCUUGUAUCCAGAGGAUUUUGAAAUUGAUACUGAUAGACUAGUCCAAUAUUGGCUAGCUGAAGGUUUACUUGAUGAGCACCAAAACUAUGAGCAAUUACAAAAUGAUGUUAAACGCAUUGUUGACUGCUUAAUAAGCUCUUGUUUGUUAGAAAAGUGUGCAGUAGGCAUUGAUAAAGUGAAGAUGCAUGAUGUAGUUCGUGAUGUUGGGGUAUGGAUAGCAAAAUCUUCAGAAGACUGGUGCAAAUCUAUUAUCAAUUCUGGAAUUACCGAGAUGCAGAUCUCACAGCAACUAUUGAGUUGUUCUGACAAAGUGAAGAGAGUAUCUUUUAUGCAUAGCAAAAUAGCAUUUUUGCCAGACUGCACCAUACAAUGUCCAGAAACAACAACUUUGUUUCUGCUAGGUAACUGGAGCCUUCAUGAAGUUCCUAACUCAUUUUUACAAGGAUUCCAAAUGUUAACAACUUUGGACCUAAGUAAAAGCAAUAUCAUGUCAUUACCUGACUCUCUUCUUCAACUUCUUGAACUUCGAGCUCUCAUUUUAAGACACUGCUAUUUACUACAUGAGUUGCCUCCCCUUGAAGUUCUGAGAAAACUUCAAAUACUUGAUUGUAGUUUUACUCCUAUUGCUAAAUUGCCAGCCGGCUUUGAAAAACUAACAAACUUAAAGAUAUUACUUCUAGCUAGCACCCUUCAGUUGAGAGAAAUUCUGACUGGAAAAUUUUGCAAGUUACAUAAGCUGGAGUUUCUGAAUAUGGAAGAUAGUGGUAUCCAAUGGGGAAGUAGGGAUACAAUUGAGGCAAAUGCACCAUUUGAGGAUUUGCUAUGCCUAAACCAAUUAAUUGUCUUAUACAUAGACUUAAAAAGCAUUCCUUGUUUCACAACCCAACAUACUUCUUGGUUCAAGAGAAUUAAAAAGUUUAGUUUUCAUGUUGAUCAUAAUGCAUAUUGGAGUAGUGAAAUUGGAAAUGAAGUGUUGUUGAGAGGCCUUCAUUUCUCAGGUGAUGAAAUGGUUGGGCUGUCGUUACUAAAUUCUCUUUGCUUUAGUAUUGACAAAUGUGAGGAAGUUGAUCUCAUGCUUGAUAACUUGGUUAGAAAUAGUGCCAGCCUUGGUCCCUUUGUUAACUUGAAGAAACUAAGUAUCCAAUCUUGUUGCAUAUUUGGGAAACCAUCGUCCUUGGGGAAAUGUGUUGUACAAAUGGACUUGUUACCUAAUUUAGAGUUCCUUAGUUUCUUUGCGGUGAGUGGAUUGGAAACCCUUUCAAGUAUCAGCAAUUUUCUUGGGCUAGGUUUCACUAAGCUAAAAGAAAUAGAAGUUUAUUACUGUGAUGAUUUGGAAAAUCUACUAGUAAUGGAUGGAACUCGCCAAAAGCUUGAAAAAUUGGAAACAAUCUAUAUAGAUGGAUGUGAGAAAUUGACACAAGUGUUCAUGAACACACUUAAGGACAACAUUGUUCCGAACCUUCGGACUCUGUUCUUGUGUGAACUUCCUGCACUAAAGGGAAUAUGCAAUGCAAAUGUAUCAUGGGAAAGUCUAGAACAACUUGAAGUGAGAGAGUGCAAUAUGUUGGGGAAACUGCCUCUUGGUAUGCAAAGUGCAGAAAGUAUUCAAUUGAUACAGGGUGACCAAGAUUGGUGGGAUGAACUGGAAUGGGAUACUGAAAAUUUCAAAGAGCAUCUACAACCACACUUUAAUGCAUGGAAAAGUUAGAGAUGCAAAAGCUUCAGAGUUCAGAUUACCUCAACAUGACUCAGGUAUUCUUCCUCUCUCCUGCUUCCAAUCAUCUAAAAUAUGCAUAACAACUCCGAAAGGAGUGGCCAAGUGGGUGAAUCAUGGGUCACGAGCUCAAUUCUUGCCAAUACCAUCUCGAUUGAGUUAGUCGCACACAAGAGCAGGAUUUACCCCACACCCUUGGAUAGUGGUUGCAGGUUUACCUUGUCACGAAAAAAAAUGCAUAACAGUGAAAAUGAAGUUUGCAGACCUUUUACUCUGUUUAUAGCUGUGUUUUUACUACAAUAAUGGAGGGUGAAGAGGAUUGCAAUUGCUAAGGCUAAUCCAGCCAUAAUAGUUGACAAGAUUGAGAAUGUUUUCGAUUGUUUUACAGGUAGGAUUUUCAAUUGUUCCAUUUUCUUAAUUUCCACUAUUUUGUAUUUUAUUCUUAUAUUUAUGAUUGAUGUGUGUAUUAGUGGAUUUUAAUGGUUGGAUACUUGGAUGUAUGUAUAAUUGUAUAUAGCUAUGGGUGUCUUGAUAUGUGCCUGCUCUUAUGUUUUAUGUUUACAUUAUGUAUUGAACAAUAUGAGUUUUGGAGUAAUUUAUAUGAUUAUUAACUAUCGAUUUACGGAUUAA